Messenger RNA from Hypoxylon fragiforme, 966 nucleotides. RefSeq lists its product as uncharacterized. Lineage: Eukaryota; Fungi; Ascomycota; Sordariomycetes; Xylariales; Hypoxylaceae. The coding region runs from base 1 to 966 and encodes 321 amino acids. The transcript has a single exon. The record is from RefSeq and is a predicted model, not a curated record.
AUGCCCUCUUCAUCUCACGAAGCCCACCCCCACCCCUCUCGAUCUCGAUCCACCAACGAGCCAAAGCGUGGCAAGCGAUACUCGCUCAGAAUCGAGUUCCUAGACGACGACGACGAAGAAGAAGAACAAAAUGAGCGGAAUCGCCACGCUGCUACAACUCGCCAACCAAGUAUAUCGAGCCGAGGCCGAGGCCGUCGUCCCUCGACGACGCAGCUAGAUAUCGCGACCACGGGACGGGAUCGGCCACUAGAGGGGAACCCUCACCCCCAGAAACUCAAAGAACAAACGCCAAUAAGCUCAUCAACGGAAGCCGUGCUUGGAUCCAGAAGGGAGCAUCGCAACCGCUCUCCCCUUUCUCAUACCGCACCUGCGCCCGUCGAUAGACACACCUCACGAGCAAGGGACAAGUCGCGCGAUACACGGAGAAAAGAGGACGACCAUCACACCAUCACCGCCUCCGACCUCUCCCAGGCCAUCCGGGUCCCCGCAGCGGCGACGAGCGCCGUAGAGAAGAACAACACACCAGCAGAGCGCCCCCCACCAACGCGGGAGCGACACAACCGGCCUUCCCACCCCCGCUCCACUUCCCACAAGCACCCUGCAUCAUCAUCAUCAUCCUCCUCCUCAUCCCACCCCUCCCAAUCCCAAUCCCCUCCCCACUCCUCCUCCUCCUCCUCAUCAAAGCACAAGAACCCACCGCACUUCCCGCCCGAACCCCAGCCCAUCCCCGCCCCUCCACCGUCGCGAUCGAGCCACCGCAGCCAGCAAGAAUGGGAAGACCUGAUCGACGCCGCGUACCAAAGGGGGCUCGCCGAAGGGAAGCGUCAGGCGAUGCUGCAGACGCAGAUGCGCCAGCCGCCGAGACCCGCGUCGACGCCACCAGGGGCAGGAGGGCAGCGGAUGAAUCGCGGACAGACUCUGCGGCAGCGGGUUUUGCAGCACUUUGGAGGGGGGUUGCGCGAGUGA